AUGGCACCCGCGCCUCCAAAAUGUGAAAAGGCCGUCACCAGGUACGACGACAAAAUCCCCCCAAAGCCCGCCGUCAAGUACGAACCCCCCUCCACCCCCAACCUCAAACCCAAAGGCAAGGCCGCUCGCAAAUCUAAGACCACGGAAGGUUAUCGAAGAGUUUUUCCGCUAUCAUCGGUACCAGUUGAGCCCGUCGACCGGAAGUCGGACCCUCCAGCCGAUAAUGACGGUCGCGUCCAGGUCGCCUCUGAAGAACUCAACAAUGUUGUAGACACAUCGAAGUGGUUCAGGGAAACGGUCGAGAUCCCACCUCAGGCGCAAGCUCUAUUAGAGCAGUACUCCGGUCUUGUACCUGACCAAGUGAUCCCGCACGUUACCGACCUGACCCAUCUUGCCGGCGCUCUGAAGGGAGGAGAGCGACGUGGCCUAUCCAGUGAUACGGCCUUCUUUCUACACGGCCUUGAAAGUUUCGACAAGUUCUGGCAAGACGUUGGAGCUGCCUCUGGGAGCAGAUUGAGGGUAAAUGCGAGAGCUGAGAAGGCAACGGAAGCGACAUUGAGCCCUGCCUUGGAGUACGCCUGA
Messenger RNA from Letharia columbiana, 582 nucleotides. RefSeq lists its product as uncharacterized. Lineage: Eukaryota; Fungi; Ascomycota; Lecanoromycetes; Lecanorales; Parmeliaceae. The coding region runs from base 1 to 582 and encodes 193 amino acids. The transcript has 5 exons. The record is from RefSeq and is a predicted model, not a curated record.